Messenger RNA from Lottia gigantea (owl limpet), 1230 nucleotides. RefSeq lists its product as hypothetical. NCBI's taxonomy places the organism in Eukaryota, Metazoa, Mollusca, Gastropoda, Lottiidae. The annotation marks the transcript as partial. The transcript has 9 exons. The record is from RefSeq and is a predicted model, not a curated record.
AUGCCCAGUGCUGGAGCUCUGUGUGCUCCUGUGAUUACACCAUUAAAAGAAAAUUUUGAUUCAGCACCAGCACAACGGAUCAACAUUGACACACAUUUUGCAUUAAGUUCAGAAUCACCAGGAUGUAGAAUCUAUUUUACAACAGAUGGAAGUAAACCUCUACCAUUUCAACGUAAAAUCUCUGGUCGAGAAACAACAUUUAAAUACAUAGCUCCUUUUACUUUAAAACCUGGUAAAAGAACAUUAAAGGCCAUUUGUGUUAGCAGAGAUGGCCUACAAGAAAGUGUGGUAGUCACAAAAACAUUUUCAGUGGAUGAUGUAGGAACAACAACUGCUGAGAGUGAUAGCUAUACAGAUGAUUAUGGGACUGGUUAUUCUAGUCAAUAUGAUACCACAGAUACAGACAAUACAUUGAGACCUCGUAGCAGAUCUCAAAAUUUAAAAGGAGGGCAGAGAUCCAAUUCACUACGUAGAUCUAAAACUGAACCUAGAGAAGCCUGGGCCAGUAAUGGUGAUACUGAUUAUGAAUCUGGAGCCUACAAUGAAGUCACUAUACCAGAUGGACCCUUCAACCCUACCAACUAUGCCGGUACCCAGAUUAAUGUAUGGGGAGCACCCCCUGGGGGAUUACAGGGAUUAGAGCAGGGAUUAGUCAAUGUCAGUAAUCCCAAUCAACCCUAUCCUGUACAAUAUGGCUACCUCACUGAACAAAUGAUACAGAGCAAAAUGCCCAAAGAUUCCAGUGUGACAAUAGGUGACUUAAGAAAGUUGUUAAAUGAACAGAAUGAUAAAAGAGUAAAAACCCCACCCCCACAGGCUGCUCCUGCCAUAGAAUAUAAACCAGUCUAUAAAGAUCCACCGUUAAAUAAUGUUAGUGCUGGAAAUGGUGAUUUUAAAGAUAAUUUAUUACAUAUUUACGCCCACAUGAUAGACAGAGCUAAAAAUAACAACAAAUUCAGAUUAGCUGUGGCAGAACCCAAAAUAGGAAAGAUUCAUGAAGCAGAUUUUGAAGAUGUUGGUGAUGGAUAUAAAUUAACUGUGGUCUUAGCCAAACCUGGUGUUCAAAGAGGGACAGUAAAGAAGUCACCAGUAAUAAAAAAGAAACCUACCCCAGGAAAUUCAUCAGAUUCUUCUAAUAAAAGUACAGCAAGUAAAAAAACUACGCCAGUAAAACCACCUGUACCUAAAAAAUCAGAUCCUUAUUUCGCCAUGGAAACUGAAAAUUUUGAU